AUGGGGUACUUUCCAUCUGUGCCACUGGGGCCAACCCUUGCUGUCAGUUUACAGCUUCUGAGUCUGGUCAGCCAGGUCUUUAUGUGCAUGCCCCCAAACAUUUCUUCAUGGUGCAAGUCCCUUGAAGCAUAUCUUGAUAGCAUGGGCUACAAGGUAGACACAAAGGAAGGUAUAUGUCAAAGGUUUAGUAAUGCAUACCACUGGUAUUGCAUCCUCAAAAUCUCAGUUGAUGAAUAUGUUCAACAACACCUGGAAAGUGUUGCAACCCCACCAGCUGACAUCCUCCCUGCAGUUCCAUCAUCCUCUCACCACCCUCCAGAUGUCUUAAGCUCAAGGACAUGGCCUUCAGAAUACCUACAAAAGCAUUGUCCAUUGUGCUUUGGUAGUUGCAACUGGAAAAAUAAUAAUAGGUAUGUUUCUUGGUGCACAUACAUAAUGCUAUGUUACUAA
Pisolithus orientalis is the source of this 450-nucleotide messenger RNA. RefSeq lists its product as uncharacterized. NCBI's taxonomy places the organism in Eukaryota, Fungi, Basidiomycota, Agaricomycetes, Boletales, Pisolithaceae. Bases 1 to 450 code for a protein of 149 amino acids. The record is from RefSeq and is a predicted model, not a curated record. The transcript is spliced from 2 exons.